This is a messenger RNA of Ostreobium quekettii, 1968 nucleotides long. The record is from the annotation of a GenBank genome assembly. NCBI's taxonomy places the organism in Eukaryota, Viridiplantae, Chlorophyta, Ulvophyceae, Bryopsidales, Ostreobiaceae.
AUGGACUUGUCUUGGGUGGACAAGCUCAAGGUCGUCGACCUGCGUAAAGAGCUUCGAGAAAGGGGCGUCAGCGGGGCAGGCAAGAAAGCUGAACUUGCGGAUAGGUUGAAGCAACACUUGCUGAAAAAUGCGGCUCCAGGGGAGCAGACUGGCCAGAUCACCACACCAGCGCAGACACCGCCUCCUGGACAAGAAGACAAGGACCCAAAUCCAACUCCAGCACCAGUGCCCAAGCCCAGCGCAAAUGUUGCAGUCGUGAAAAAGCCAGAGGCGAUGGAAGAUGUUGCCACCCCAGCUCCAGUGGCACACCAAGAAAAGGCUGCCACGAUGGACAUCCCACAGGGCAGCGCUGAAAAGGUCGAGGUGGAUGGACAGCUGAGCACAGGGGACGGAGCAGAGGCAGAGAAGGAAAGAGGCCACAAAGCAUCAGCCGAUGGCAAGAGCAGGGUGCUAAAAGAGACCCAGGCGCAGAAGGUCGACAGCGACAAGAAGGAGGAGGUGGAGGAUGAUGAGUUUGUGGAUGCUGUAGAGCCUACGCCUGCUGAAGAAGCCCCCAGGGCCUUGGGCAGCCUUGGCGGCAGGGAGGAGGACAUGGGAAUCGCUGAUAUACUGGCGGAAGACACAGAGGACGUGGAUUUUGGCAUGGGCAUCACCCCUGGCUCUGCCAAGAAGCCUGGGGAGGAAUCCAGGGCGAAGAAGAUCCCGGAAGCAUACGGAGACGCAGAGAUGCGCGAAGUGGCAGCACACCGGGGGGACAGUGGGGGAUGGAGGGGUGGCGAAAGCGAGAGGGGCCCAAGGGGGAGCAAGUCCCAGCGUGUGGAUGAUGGGGAUGGGGACGGAAGCAGGAGGAGGGGCAGGGUGGAGGUUGAAGGAGGGAGGUUGGAUCGAGGCAAAGGGGAAGAUGUCAGGCCCCAUGGACCUGAGGGAGGGGACAGCCGCAAGCGGAAACUGGAAGGGCCAGCUGGGGAGAGCAGGGCCCAAGGGGGGGAGGGGCCGCAGGAGCUGAAGAGGCAGCGACUGCCUGGUGCGGGUGCAGAAGCGCCCACGCAGGGAAGUGGGAGGGAACCGAUUCCAGCACCAUCUCGUGGCCCUCCCAAGGGUGAGGAGGCUUCAGGGGAGGCGUCAGUGCCCCCCAAGCCUGACCCUGACCAGGUGUCACCCGCCCUGCGGAUCGACAACUUUGUGCGGCCGUUCACAGAGGCAGCGGCAAAGGAGAUGUUGUCCGCCUUUGGCAAGGUCGUAGACAUGUGGAUGCCGUCGAUCAAGACGCACUGCUAUGUGAUCUUUGAGGCGAACGAGGAGGCGCUGGCGGCAUAUAACGCAACUUACAAGCUCGAGUGGCCCAAGAACGGUGGCCGGCCAUUGAACCCAAGGUUUGUGACUGUGGCCGAAGCGAAGCAGGAGAUCGACCAAGGCAGGGCUCGCUUGACGAUGGGCCGGGGAUCGGGCUCUGGGGAACUCAACACCAUGCCCAGUAUUGGGAGUGAGGGCAGGUUUGGCGACCCCAGAGGUGGCAGGGACCACUGGGUGGCAAACAAUGGUCGUGACAGGGUGGGCCAUGCGGGUGCGCCGCAUGAACCCCCGCGUGGCGUCGUGCCUGUGGGCCAGCAGGGCGCCUUGGAGCCCGGACGGCAGUUGUCGCUGGAUGAGCUGUUCAACAAAACGAGCGCAAAACCUGCGGUCUUCUGGCUGCCUCUGACUGAUGAGCAGGUGGCCCAGAAGAAGAGGCGCCAGGCUGAGGAGGCAGCAGCUGCUGGAGGCAGGAGGGAAGCUGGCAGGCCUGGGAUGGAGGCACGGGGUGAUGGGGGCAAUGGUAGGCCUCUGAGGCUGGCGGACGGGAAUGGGGCUGUGCGCCACGCAAGGGGCCGGGAGUACGACCAGCCAGGAAUGCGGCGCAUGGACAGCCGGGAUUUCAGGGAUGGUGGAAGGCGAUCGUACAACAACAACAUUAGGAGGCAACGGAGGUGA